Messenger RNA from Rosa rugosa (rugosa rose), 1867 nucleotides. Its product is annotated as probable glucan endo-1,3-beta-glucosidase A6. The record is from RefSeq and is a predicted model, not a curated record. Bases 649 to 1833 code for a protein of 394 amino acids. Lineage: Eukaryota; Viridiplantae; Streptophyta; Magnoliopsida; Rosales; Rosaceae. Gene Ontology annotation, biological process: carbohydrate metabolic process. Gene Ontology annotation, molecular function: hydrolase activity, hydrolyzing O-glycosyl compounds. Gene Ontology annotation, cellular component: plasma membrane. The transcript has a single exon.
ACCAGCUUAGGCCCAAUCUUUGUCAAAGCUAGCUCAGUUCUCGUGUAUAAAUUUGAGGCUAUUCUUCAAACAAAUCAUGAAAUCAACAAGAAAAACAAAUGGAAUACCAAGCUCAAUAGCCAAAGCUGUGAUGCCAGAGUCUUUGCGUUUUUACUUUAUCAAUCAAUAUCAACUCGGUCACACAUCCAUGGCUUUCUUACUUCAUUUUCUUGACCACAUAUUGAAUCAAUUAAGCUUUCUUUUCACACCCUCACAAAGAUCACUCGGCAAGCUAACCUUCCUGCAUGGAACAUUUAAAUUAUCCAUUCCUAAUAUGCACACAUUCUGCAUUCCAAUAUUAACAUCUUCUGUGUUCACAGUAUAUAUAGAUGAGCCCAUAUGGGAGUUCUCUGCAGCAAAACAAAUCAUUCUGCAUAAGAUCAAAGCACCUACAGAUCAAAUGGCACCUUUGGCUUUCCUUCUGCUAUUCCAUCUCCUUGGUUUUUCAGGUAUGUUUCUGAAAACAUAUUAAUCUAUCCCUAUGCAUGGAAUUUUCGCUUUUCGUGAGAAUGUACAUGUCAAUCAGGACCGAAAGCAGAAUUACUUUUGACUUUGCGGUUUUGGUUCACAACUUUGACAACCGAAAUAUGUCUUAUAACUUAGCUUGGAAUGUUACCCCUUGGUUAUCUAUGUUAUGUACUAAUGUAUAUUCAUCUUUUGAUGCAAGUAAUGAUCCUCGAUUUUUCUUUCCUCUUGACAGUUGCUGAGAUUUCGAGCAAAAUUGGCAUAAACUAUGGGCAGGUAGGGAACAAUUUGCCAUCUCCAAGCCGGUCCAUCGAGCACAUCAAAUCCAUGAAAAUAGGGCGUGUGAAGCUCUAUGAUGCCAACCCGGAAAUUUUAAGACUCCUAUCCGGAACCAAUAUCUCAGUCUCCAUCAUGGUCCCAAACAAUGAAAUCACUGGCAUUGCCUCAGACCAAUCCAAAGCAGAUGAAUGGGUCAGAAACAAUGUCCUCCCCUACUGCCCCAAAACCAUGAUCCGGUACCUCCUCGUAGGCAAUGAAAUCCUCAGCUAUUUCUCUGACCAAGAUCGCCAAAUAUGGCACGAUCUAGUCCCCGCCAUGACUAAAAUCAAGUACUCUCUCAAAGCCAAAAAUAUCACUAACAUCAAAAUAGGUACCCCAUUAGCAAUGGACGUGGUUCAAACGAGUUUCCCACCAUCAAGUGGCUCUUUCCGAUCCGAUAUCUCGGAAACAGUCAUGGUUCCCUUGCUCAGAUUCUUGAACCGGACCAAGUCAUUUUUCUUCACUGAUGUGUACCCUUUUUUCCCAUGGUCCUCAAACCCCAAAGACAUUAGCCUAGACUAUGCAUUAUUGAAAAACAAUAGUAACAACAGUACUCUACAGUAUACUGACCCAGGAAGUGGUUUGGUCUAUACCAAUCUUCUAGACCAAAUGCUUGACUCCUUGAUCUUCGCCAUGACCAAGCUUGGCUACCCGAACAUCCGGCUUUUGAUAGCGGAGACUGGGUGGCCAAACUCCAGCGGUGAGCAAAACCAACCGGGGGCUAAUGUACACAAUGCCGCCACAUAUAACCGAAAUUUGGUGCAAAAAAUUGUUACUAAGCCAACAAUUGGGACACCAGCGAGGCCUGGUGUGGUGAUACCAACCUUCAUAUUUGCAUUGUAUGAUGAAAAUCAGAAGGGUGGGCCUGGAACAGAGAGGCACUGGGGAUUGUUGAACGCUGAUGGAACUCCGGUUUAUGAUAUUGACUUGACGGGGAAGCGAUCGGCAAAUGACUACGAACCAUUGCCGGAGAAGAGGCACUUCAUAAAGGGAAUUCAUUACGACGACUGAUGUGGAAAUGUUAGUUAAAUUGUUCACUAUUUUG